GCCCGGGGAAGUUUGGGCUCGGCUCGGCCCCGGCCAUGGCCUUCCGCCGGCGGGCCAAGAGCCACCCGCUCUUCAGCCAGGAGUUCCUCAUCCACAACCACGCCGACAUCGGCUUCUGCCUGGUGCUCAGCGUCCUCAUCGCCCUCAUGUUCGAGGUCACAGCCAAGACUGCCUUCCUGUUCAUCUUACCUCAGUACAAUGUUAGUGUGCCUACAGCAGAUGGGGAGCUGGUCCAGUAUCACUAUGGGCUGAAGGACUUGGUCACCAUCCUCUUCUACAUCUUCAUUGCCAUCAUCCUGCACGCGGUGGUGCAGGAAUACGCCCUGGAUAAAAUCAACAGGCGUCUGCAUCUCUCCAAGGUCAAGCACAGCAAGUUCAAUGAGUCAGGGCAGCUGGUUGCCUUCCACCUCACCUCUGUCAUCUGGUGCUUGUACGUCGUGGUGACGGAAGGAUACAUUUCAAACCCCCGGAGUCUGUGGGAAAACUACCCGCAUGUUUAUCUGCCGUACCAGGUGAAGUUUUUCUACCUGUGCCAGCUGGCCUACUGGCUGCACGCCCUGCCCGAGCUCUACUUCCAAAAAGUCCGCAAGGAGGAGAUCCCCCGGCAGCUGCGCUGCAUUGCGCUCUACCUGCUGCACAUCGCCGGCGCCUACCUGCUCAAUUUAACCCGCCUGGGGCUGAUCCUCUUGCUGUUGCAGUACUUUGCUGAGUUCUUCUUCCACAUGGCAAGGCUGGUUUACUUCACGGACGAGAACAACGAGAAGCUGUUUAAUGUCUGGGCCGUGGUGUUUGUGGUCACCAGGCUCUUCACCCUCACCUUGUACAUCCUGGUCAUCGGCUUCGGGCUGCCACGCGUGGAGAGCCAGGCCCUGGACCCUGAGAGAGGGAACUUCUUCAGCUUCCUCUUCAACAAUAUUCUCUUCAGAAUGAGUGUGCUGCUGUUGGUGUGCCUCUUCCAGGCCUCGGUGAUGUGGCGCUUCAUCCACUUCCAGCUGCGGCGCUGGAGGGAGUACUGGAACGAGCAGAGCAGUCGGAAGCGAGCCGCCGCCGCCGCUGCUGGCACCAGGCAGCAAACCAAGCUGCUCAAGAGGGACUCGGGUUACCAUGAAAACGGAGUGGUGAAAGCAGAGAACGGAACCUCACCCCGCACCAAGAAGCUCAAGUCUCCAUAGAAGCCAAGGGUUGUCUCCUGGGGAGGAGGGCGAGAUACCAGGACUGAGCAGCCCCUCCUCCUGCUCCUCACGAGCGAGCGGCGUCCCAAAAGGCUCGGGAUCAUCUUCCCAAGGUGUCUCUCGCUCUCCUCCCUUCCUUUCUUGCUCUCGUGAACCGUUUGCAAUAAAACCAAAAAGGCCCCGUUCCCCUUCUCCCAUCCCCCUCAUAGGAACCUUUUCCAGCCUUCCUGGUUUUGCCUUCCUCUGAUCAUAAACCAGCGUGCAAUUUUUUUUUUUUUCCCUUUUCUAUUUUAGUGUUUGGUUAUUUUGGUUAAAUGGUUACAAAUGUAUCAUAGAUGGUUCCAAACAAUCCUUUUUUCUCCUACAGCAUGUUCCUCCCCUCUCUUCAUGGUGCUUCCCUGAGCCCCUGGGACAGGGCCACGACAGCUUGAAGGCACCAAAUGUGUGUUAUGGGAUCAGAUUCCUGGGGGAAUGUGCUGGGGCUGUGAGAUCUGAGGCUCAGGGGUGCUCUCAGGUGAGAUGGGGCACAACUGGCCAGCACUCAGCAGGAUGGUGAUGCUGCAAAGAGAGACCAGGGUCUGAUGGAGGAAGCUCAACCCUGUUUUGUCUCCUGGUGGACCUCUGGUUAAGUGGGGUUUUCUGAACUCUGUUUUUGAGAAUUUUCGUGAGCUGGGCAGCAGAGAAGGGAGAGAACUUCCCUCUUCAUAUGGAAGGUCCACCUCCCAGCCUCUGCUUGCCCCAGCUGGGUUUCUCUUGGCUGCCCCGUGGUUGUUCUGAGCCCAGGGCUCUGCAGCUCUCAGUGUUUUGUUAAGGGGCAGCAGCAUCCUCAGUUCCAUGAGAAUCCUUGAGGCCUGCCCUGCUCUGAGUGUUGGCCUGGCUCUUGUCAGCUCAGCCCUUUGCCAGCUUGUCUGUGCCUCUUGGACCUGGUGUUCUUGUUGCUUGUGACCACAUCCAAGUGACAAUGGGUUGCUGCAAAGGGUUUUUGCAUCAUUGGGACUGUGCCCCUCAUGCUGUCACCUCAGCCUUCCUCGUCCCUACCGUACCAGUCCAGCCAUGCCAUCGGCAGCCACCAGCUUCACUCUUUGUUUCCAAAGGAUACAGUGCUUGUAUCUACCCAAGGUGCUAUCAAAUCCAGGGUUUCUUCCAAAAAUCCUAGCCCCUUCAUCCCUUUCUGAGCUGUGAAUGAGAUGACAGGGAAGGAAGGCGAAGGAGGCCGGGGCUGCAAGGAGCAGCUUGCAUUUAGGAAGAGCCUGGCUUGUAACACGUAGCUGUUGGCAGAUGGAGUUGUCUCAAAUCUACCUCAGAGGCCAUCUGUUGCUGCAGACCACUUUCCCCUCUUGCUUCUGCCCACUGCCACCUCCACGUGCUGGCAAGAGGUUUUGUGGAAAGCCAGAUCCCACCAGCUUCACCCCUCGCUGAGUCUGCUGGGGAGCAGCAUCUGCUUGGGGUUUCAUGGGUCAGUGCCAUCUCUCUGGGCUUCUUUUUGGGGCACCACGCCAAGCUAGGUUUGGCAGGUGAGCAGUAGUGGCACCUCUGUCCCCACACUGUCCUCUGGGGCAGUUCCUGAGCUGGGCUUUGCUGUUGGUGCCUCUUGUGCAGUGAAGUCGGCCGUAGCUUUAGUUCUGCUUGGCACAGCAGGAGCAGGGGACUCGUGGUGUGUCCCCUUGGCUGGGUGAGGAGAGGGACACAGAGCUGGGCUGCUGUCCAUGUGCAGUCCAGGAUUGAUCCUUGGUGUGCCCCUGGCUCAGCCCCUGGGGGCACCUGAACUCCUCUCUUUCCAAGUGCAAUUCCAGCUUGAGGCUGGUGCUGCUGUCCUUCGCACCAGUCGUGUUUUGAGGAAUGGGUGACAGUUGAUUUUCUGCCCCUCUUUGAGCUGAGUUGGGUUUUUCCCCCAUUUUUCUGGGUGCCUUUUGUCCUUUCCUCCCCCUCUCCUUGUUGAGGAGGCACUGGAGGAAGAAAACCUGCAGGGACAUGAGGACAGUUGGUCAAAUUCCACUUGUUCCUCAAUCCCCACAACAUUUGAGUGUCAAGUGAGAGAUGCUGGCAGGAGAGGGCUCUCCCUGUUUUCAGGGGAUCUGGGGAAGGAGGCUGGAGCAGAGCCCCUGGUGGUGCCUUGCCAUUGCUCCUCCUAGCCUGUGCUGGGAGGAUAAGACACUUUUUGCCUCAGAGGCAGCAACAGGACCCGCAUUGCAGCGUGAUCGGGGGGAAAAGAGCUUUAUGUUGGGGAGGACAUGGAAAAGGCUGAGUGUGAGAGGUUUUUCCUUUCUCCUGCCUCUUCCCAUCCACUUCCAUGCCCUGCCAGUGCCCUCCAGGAGUGACUGCUGGCUGGCACCUCCCCAGAGCCUCAGCCAGGCCUUUCUGCAGUGCCGGCGCCUUGCAGCAGCGAGCUGCUGACUCUGUUAGCAGGUGACACAUAGAGCCCCCCAAAACCACGGCUGCUGAGUGAUUCCUCCUCCUGCCUGCUUGGCUUCAGGCAGCUUUUCCACUUGCACAAUCCUAUCUCUGUACAGUAGCUGGUGAUGCUUUGUAUCCCAAGUGCCUUAUGUUGUAGCCUCUCUGUGCACUAUAGCAGUAGCUGAACACCCUCCUUUGUUACUACGUAUGUACAACAUAUGCUACAUUUAUGUGUUUUCUGUUUCCUUUUUGAUAGAGCUACCAGGAAAAGGGACAUUUGUUUUUGAAGCAUUUCCAUGUGUUCUUUUUAUUAUUUUGGUUUUUUAAACCUAUA
Messenger RNA from Agelaius phoeniceus (red-winged blackbird), 3900 nucleotides. RefSeq names its product translocation associated membrane protein 2 (gene TRAM2). Gene Ontology annotation, cellular component: endoplasmic reticulum membrane. The record is from RefSeq and is a predicted model, not a curated record. Lineage: Eukaryota; Metazoa; Chordata; Aves; Passeriformes; Icteridae. Gene Ontology annotation, biological process: protein insertion into ER membrane; SRP-dependent cotranslational protein targeting to membrane, translocation.